UUCGCCAUAGUAGGACGCGGAGGCGGAACUUCCGGGUGAUGUAAAGUUGUCAACAGUUUCGCAGGAGGAGAAUUAAUCUGUAAAUUUGAGUUGGUUAGUGUCGCUUUAAAGAAGAUCCAGUCCGAAGCUGCGCGAGAGCAGCGAAGCCGCCGCGUUUCUGCGGAUUUGUAGAUUGUCGGGUGAAUCUGAUGCGAACUGAUGGAGAAUAAACAAACUUCUCGGGUGUGGAUGAUCAGUCUCAAUCAGUCUCCGGGAAUCUAACGGGAUUUUAAUGUUUGUUUUUAUUAUAACGGAAUAUUCUCUCUCCUCCAGGGGUUUUAGCAGCAUGUGAACUAAGUCUUUAAUGUGUUAAAGUUCUCAAAAUCCGCGACUGUGUGCAGCUUGACUCUUUAAAGUGAUUGCAGGCUCGCUUUAAGAGCUGAUUCAGAUUUCUGGGGGCUCGGGUUCGGUCUGAUUGUGUUUGUUCUUCGCGACUGAACUGCUCUGAUUCCUGUCCUCUGUUGAGCUGAUGCGGGUUAGUUUGCUGUAAGUAAUGUCAGGGUUCAGUGGUGUUGUGCAAUGCUUCUGUAUGCGGGUAUUCGCUUGAGGCGAGAGAGGAGCCGCUGAGCGUGCGUCAGAUCUGACUCCGGAUUGAAUUCGAAUUAACCCGUGCGUUCCAGAACCGUAUUAACCGUAGUUCGAUUAUAUGCGAGUUUCGUCAUUAGUAUUAAAAACCUGAAAUCAAAUAUGCAACAGAGCUUAGAGUUGAUUCAAAGUUUUACUUUUGAGCUUUUACACUUAAUUUGAGGGUUAAAGCACGAUUAUUUCUAGCUUGAAUCAAAUGUGGUCAGAGUUAAUUAAUAAAGUUAAUUAACGUUUUUAGCUUUUGCACAAAAAUUGCUGAACCUUUCCACUCGCUACAGUUUUAAUUUGAAGUUAAAUGCAUGAUUGGUUUUAAUUCGAAUCAAACGGGCAAUACACGUUUUACUCUGUACCUGUUUUUAGCUUUUGCACAAAACUGCUGAACUUUUUCUCCUGCUGUAGUUUUAAUCUGAGGUUAAAAGCGUGCUCAUUUUUUUGCAGCCAAAACUGUAACAUUUACAGUUUAAGUCUAUUUGAGUUGUUUGAGUUUCUUGCUCUAGUUUUAAUUGAAGUUAUUCACUUUUAAUUUGAACCAAAUGAGCAGUCAGGACCGUAACUCCCGGCAUUGAGAUUGAGUCUGACUCUUUGCAGGUUCUGCUUCUUAAGUUUCUCGCCGCCGUUUGGGUUUUUCACAUGCAGAUCACCAUCGACGGAAACAGAACUUCUUGUUUUUGUAGUUACCAAACUUGUCCUGCAGACCUCAAAUGAUGUCCUGACAUGUUCAGGCCUUGAGCUGCAGCAAGAAACCAUGUAAAACGCCCGAAUUAUGCUGUCUGUUUUCUUACCAUCUCUCGGUAAGGCUGUUUGAUCUUGAGAGAAUCAGAUCUGUGCGUGCAUGGCGAUCAGGAGUCUCUGUAUUGUGUCCUGAGCUGUGAACGCACAUACUGCACGACUGCCAGAGGAAACAGCCAUCAGAGCCGAGCCUUGCGCAACCGCUGGGCAAAGAAACUGCUCUUGUUACUGUACUGGCUGCAGUUACACUCGGAACAGUCGCAGAGAGCAGAAGGACAGAGCCAAGUGCAAUGGAAUAAAUUUGUUUAAGUUUUCGGUUUUGACAGAUUUUUACCUGCGAGUUCACCUGAGGACAAAGAAUAUGAUUUAUCUAAUCCAGACUGACCCUAGAGACUGAGUGUCUCGCUUUCAAAUGGUUAGGACGGUCGUUUCUUAAAGCUUUUUGCUGUUUGGUUUCUCCUGCAAAAUAAUGAGCAACAAAGAGCGAGUUUGGAGCGCUUAACGUCACACCGCUUGGUCCAGAAUGAGUGGCGGAAGGAAACGGAGCGGUUUUCAAAUCACCAGCGUCACGUCGGACUACAAUCAGGGUUCUGGAGAAAACCAUUCGCCGGAGCUCCUCAGCCCUGGAACUCAAAGAGCCACGCCCCCUUCUGCCAGAACCCCCGCCCAUGGGAGGAGCCCCAGAAGCCAGACUGCAUCGCCCACUCAAAUCCUAUCCAAUGGGCUGUCUCUGCGCCAUAACCCCGCCUUCCAGACACAACAGAGCUCCAGUCAGCCGACCACGCCCAUCACGUCUAGGAAGCAGAGUUCGCUAGACGGGGCGUCGCGUUUCCGCGUCGUGCGUUUGGAUCAAGGACCGGGCGAGCCGUAUAAACGCGGCCGGUGGACAUGCGUGGAUGUGAUGGAGAGGGAAAUCGAGGAGCGUGGGCUCCGCCGGGUGAUUGACACCAUGAGACACGCCCACUCGCUGGAGUCCUUAGAGACGGUCGGGCUGGGCGGAGCCGAAGGAGCAGUGGGCGGAGCCAGACUUAAACCAUUGAGCGUGCAGGUAGAUCACAUGGUACACUCGCAGGGCACCACCCACCUGCUGACCCAAUGCUGGACAGACUCCGCCCACAGCGGCCCGCCCUCGCCCACACACGACACGCAGCCAAUCAGGUCGCCGAUCACGCCCCGGAUGCGCAACAUACCCGCCCCACUGCGACUCGACAUGGAUGCUGUCGGCAGGCUCCGGACCACCCGCUCGCAGCCGGCGUCGCCCGGACCUCACCCGGGUCGGGACAGUCCCUUCUAUCCGGCGCUGACCCCCAUCCAGACGCCGUCCGCCCUCGCGCUGGCACAGUCCAUGUUCGGCAUGAGCCAAGCCUUUGAGUUUGUGGGAGACGACGGCGGAACGAACAGCAGCAUGAUCGCCAUCGACAACAAGAUAGAGCAAGCCAUGGACCUGGUGAAGUCACACCUGAUGCUGGCGGUUCGAGAGGAGGUGGAGGUGCUCAGAGAGCAGAUCAAAGAGCUGUCGGAGAGAAACGCUCAGCUGGAGAGAGAAAACUACAUCCUGAGAGCGCUCCGGGACAGAGACUGAGCCAGGUGCAUCAUGGGACAUGUAGUUCAGCGUGAAAAGGGAUGGAACGGUUAAACCUGUGCCGUAUUGAGCGAUGAGUGCCUUAAAACACAGUAACAACUAAUCAAGAAAUUAUUCAAUAAUGUUGAUUUUGAUGACGCACUAAACAGUGCCUAUAUUUAUUACUGUCUGUGUGUGUGUGUGUGUGUGUGUGUGUGUGUGUGUGUGAAAGCACUGCUCACAGCUAGGUCUCUGUGUGUUGGCAUGGUUAAACCAGGACUGGUUAGGGUUUAGCUGAGUUAACUCUCUGUCUCUCUGUUAGCUGAAUAAUGCUUGAUCUGUAGUGCGUCAGUGACUGCUCUAAUAAAUAUCUCUCACAAACAUCCUCAAACACAGAUUAGGACAUCUUCUCAGAGAAUAUGUAUGUUUGAAUUAGCUUUGACUGCUUUGACUGGAAACCACGGAAGCCCAUUUUUGCUAAAAAAUAGAAAUAAAAUCUUACAAUUUAGACUUUUUUCUUGCAAUUCUGACUUUAUAUCUCAAUUGCGAGUUUAUAUAAUAAUAAAAAUAUAAUGUUUAUUUAAAAAAGUCAGAAUUUUGAGAU
This is a messenger RNA of Cyprinus carpio (common carp), 3518 nucleotides long. RefSeq names its product TSC22 domain family member 4. Gene Ontology annotation, biological process: regulation of transcription by RNA polymerase II. The record is from RefSeq and is a predicted model, not a curated record. Lineage: Eukaryota; Metazoa; Chordata; Actinopteri; Cypriniformes; Cyprinidae.